AUGAUGGACUACGCGCAAUACCAACAACCACCACAGACGGCGCAUUCUGGUUACACCAAUUCAGGUGCUGGAAAUAACAUUACUUCCCCUACGAGUCACAACAUACAUCAACACGGCGUUCAAACAUCGCCAAUCCUACCAUCACAACACCAAAACUCGACCCCAGGACAAGGACACAGCAUGUAUCAAACACAAUACGGCGUGCCCCAGCAAGGGAUGCACUACGGUGUGCCCCAAAUCCAGGCGGCUGCUAUGGCCGCGACCGCUGCCGCUGCCGGCGGAACUACGUACUCGGGAUACAUGACUUCGGACCCAAGUCUCCCCCAAAAUUCGCCGAGGAUGACACCCGGAGGCAAGAAAGACUCGCGCGAUCCUCGAUCACCUCAGCAAAUGAACAACGUAAACCAACUCCCUGGACGACGCCUGAGCCAAGUCACAAGCCCCGGUGUUCCGAAUGCGUCUAUGAUGAACCACGCUGGUGCACGUUCUGCCGUUGCGCCACCCCCAAUGCCUCCAACGCAAUCCAUGCCCCCACCCCAAUCCCCAGAAAUGACAGCAGGCGCUGAAGAAUCGCCAUUAUACGUCAAUGCGAAGCAAUUCCACCGUAUUCUUAAGAGAAGAGUAGCACGGCAACGUUUAGAGGAAGCCUUACGGUUAACGAGCAAAGGGAGGAAGCCAUAUCUUCAUGAAUCGCGGCACAAUCAUGCAAUGCGAAGACCUCGAGGUCCCGGCGGACGAUUCUUGACCGCGGAAGAAGUCGCCGAGAUUGAGCGAAGAAGUAAAGACUCCGGCGAGGACAAAGAUGGGGGUGCUGUUCAAACGGUAACCGCCAAGACUGGUACUAAGAGGAAGUCGGAUAGCAACUCUACGGCCCCGAAUAAGAAGGCAAGAACGGCGCCAGAGACGCCGGAUGAGGAGGAGGAUGAUGAUGCCGAGGAGGAUAGCUGA
Hypoxylon fragiforme is the source of this 948-nucleotide messenger RNA. RefSeq names its product CCAAT-binding transcription factor (CBF-B/NF-YA) subunit B-domain-containing protein. Gene Ontology annotation, cellular component: CCAAT-binding factor complex. Gene Ontology annotation, molecular function: DNA-binding transcription factor activity, RNA polymerase II-specific; RNA polymerase II cis-regulatory region sequence-specific DNA binding. The transcript has a single exon. The record is from RefSeq and is a predicted model, not a curated record. NCBI's taxonomy places the organism in Eukaryota, Fungi, Ascomycota, Sordariomycetes, Xylariales, Hypoxylaceae. Gene Ontology annotation, biological process: regulation of transcription by RNA polymerase II. Bases 1 to 948 code for a protein of 315 amino acids.